AGUAUAAACGAGUUUCCAGUAUAGUAGAGCAGGAUAAAAUAUCACGGGAUCGAAUUGAAUUAAGAUAUUUGAAAAGCAAAGCUAAGAAGAAAUGAGAAAAUAAAAAGGAUAGCAUAUCAUAUGAUAUCAGAAGUGAGUGUCUCAUAAUGGAAGCAUAACAGCGAAGUGAUCCAAAGAAGAAGAAGGAUGCAGGAGAACUACUCAUACCAAUCGUAUCCAGAUUCCGGCGAGUCCUCACCACGAUCCAGAGAGAUAGACUUCGACAACCCUCCUCCAUGGGACGACCAAAACUACAAAGCCAAGUUCAUGUGCAGCUACGGCGGCAAGAUCCUCCCUCGCUCCCACGACAACCAGCUCUCCUACGUCGCCGGCGAGACCAAAAUUCUCGCCGUCGACCGCUCCAUCAAGUUCUCCGCCAUGCUCGCCAAACUCUCCGCCCUCUGCGACGCCCCAGACAACAACAACCUCACCUUCAAGUACCAGCUUCCCGGCGAAGACCUCGACGCCCUCAUCUCCGUCACCAACGACGACGACCUCGAUCACAUGAUGCACGAAUACGAUCGCCUCUAUCGCGCUUCCGCUAGACCCUCCCGCAUGCGACUAUUCCUCUUUCCCUCCGAUACUCUUCCUUCCCCUCCACCUGCUGCUUCUGCUCCACACGAUUCGGUUAUCAAACCUAAUAACGUCGAUUUUCUCUUCGGUCUCCAGCCUCAGCCACCACCUAUUGAUGUCAAAUUCAAUGAUCCGCUGCCGGAGCCCGUGGCGCCGCCGCCGGAGCAUCCGUUGCGAUUCAAUUUUAACCCUGCGGUCUCGGAUCCGAGCGCGAUUCAGCGCCAGUUGCAGCAACUGCAAAUUGCGGAGAACGAGCAAGCUGCGCAUCGGAGGAAGGGUGAGGAUAAUUACCCCGCCGGUGAUUACUACGUUCAAAAAGUGCCUGAGAAGUUCCCCCCACCGAAUUUUCUGGCAAGCUCGCCGGGUUAUUGGCCUGAAAAACAUGUUUCCGGCGACGUUUAUCCUCCGGCUGUGACGGCUACGUCCGGCGGAGGGGAACCGUCGGUUUAUAUGGUUCCGGCGCCGGGGACGUUCUAUCAUGCACCGGUUAUGCGGCCUCCACCUCCAGCAACUCAGGGAUACUACACCGUGCAACGAAUGGGUUCCGAUAAUUACCGUGAAGCGCCGGUGUACGGCGGUGUUCCGCCGCCAAAAGCGGCGGUUCCGGCGAGUAUGGCGCCAGCCCAGCAGCCGAUUAAGGCUCCCGCGUAUACGGAAGGAUUCGGAAUGGUUCGGCCAGGUGGGAUAGUGGAUAAUACUGGUGUUCCGUACGCGCAGGUGGCGUACGAUAGUGGAAGUGGGAGACAGGUUUAUUAUACUGCGCCCGGUGGUGGUGUAACGCACGCUCCUCCGUACCAUGGGGUUUUUCCGCCCGUAACCGCUGAUAUGAGACUGGGAGGGGUUUCGUUUGGUCAGGAUGUUAAAGUCAUAAGCAAGCUUACCCAAGGUUCAGUCUGAUCAUUAUCGAACAAAAAAAUAAAAAUAAUAGUUCAGUAUGAUUAUGAUUAUGGUUAUCGCUAAAUAUGUUUUUUUUUUUUGCUAUCUUGUUCGUAAUCCUAUUUAUGUAAUAGGAAUACUAUUAGCUUUUAGUUUUUCGCUUGCUAUUGUUGUACACAAUGUUGCCGAUGAUGGUUAUAACUUAUACCAUGUUAUUCCUAUGGUUUUGUGUAGACUUCUUUCUGUGCUGCUAA
Glycine soja is the source of this 1742-nucleotide messenger RNA. Its product is annotated as formin-like protein 20. Gene Ontology annotation, molecular function: protein binding. The transcript has a single exon. Lineage: Eukaryota; Viridiplantae; Streptophyta; Magnoliopsida; Fabales; Fabaceae. The record is from RefSeq and is a predicted model, not a curated record. The coding region runs from base 187 to 1509 and encodes 440 amino acids.